Cajanus cajan (pigeon pea) is the source of this 1104-nucleotide messenger RNA. RefSeq lists its product as uncharacterized. The record is from RefSeq and is a predicted model, not a curated record. NCBI's taxonomy places the organism in Eukaryota, Viridiplantae, Streptophyta, Magnoliopsida, Fabales, Fabaceae.
UCCCUUUGCACCCAAACUUUUCCCACUACUAUUCUCCAUAAUAUCACAAUUCAAUUAAUAAUUAUAUACUUAGGAAAAGAUUCCACCGAUUCACACAUGCAACCCCAUAAUUAAAAAAAAUGAUUUUGUCAACCUCUUAUGAUAUAAAUACCCCCACAAUAUUAGUUGAGGCAAAAAGACGUACCUUAAUUUGGCGAAAGAGUAAAGCAACAGAAGAGAUGGGGAACAGCGUGGGAAGGAGUAAAAAAGCGAAGGUGAUGAAGGUGGAUGGGGAAACGUUCAAGCUCAAGACUCCAGCCAGAGCAAACGACGUCGUCAAGGACUACCCUGGUCACGUUCUCAUGGACUCCGAAGCUGUCAAACAUUUCGGGCUUCGGGCCAGGCCCUUGGAGCCCCACCAGGAGCUUCGGCCCAAGAAAAUCUACUUCCUCGUGGAGCUGCCCAAGAUUCAGCCCCAAGAGGAAAAAACGGCGCUGCCUAGGAGGGUGCGAUCCAGUGGAAUACGCGGCAUGAACGCUAAGGAUAGACUCGACCUCUUGAUGCUCUCCAAACGCUCCGUUUCGGACCUCGUCAGGCCCGCUCCCAAUCUGGGUCCGGACGGGCCCGGGCCCAUGAGGGUUAAGAUGAGGCUCCCCAAGGCCCAAUUGGAAAAGCUGAUGGAGGAGAGCACCGACGGGUCCCAGGUGGCGGAGAAAAUCAUAAGUUUGUACAUGGGAGCCAAUGCCGCCGAGGCUGACGCCGCCGCUGCGCCGGUGCACCAUCACAUUCACAAACCACGUGGGAAACGAGUGAGUUUUAGCCCAAUGGAAAAUGAAGAAAUUCAUGUAGAAGCAGGUCCACAAUAGUUGCUAGUGAAUAAGGGUAUUCCUUGGUUGUAAUUGUAAUUAUUUAAUUAAGUAGAAGCAAGUCGUGAUCAAGCCAAAAACGUAAAGUUAGCCAGAGCAGUAGCACCCUCAUAGUUUUCUUUUAGUGUUUUUGAAGCAUGUUUUAUAUAUAUGUAGUUAUUAUGUUUUAUUUUUUCACUUUGAAUGCAGAUACAGAUAUGUAUAUACGUGCAUUCGUUUGUAGUGAUAAGAUUAGAAGAUUAUUCCUUUUCUGAUUUCA